This is a messenger RNA of Puma concolor (puma), 1086 nucleotides long. The record is from RefSeq and is a predicted model, not a curated record. Lineage: Eukaryota; Metazoa; Chordata; Mammalia; Carnivora; Felidae.
AUGCACCGUAGGGCCUUUGCACUCGCUGUCCCCUGCGUGGAAGGGCUGGUUAAACUCGGGGUCCACUGCAUCACGGGCCAGAAGGUUGCCAUCAAGAUCGUGAACCGAGAGAAGCUGUCCGAGUCGGUGCUGAUGAAGGUGGAGAGGGAGAUCGCCAUCCUGAAGCUCAUUGAACACCCACACGUCCUCAAGCUGCAUGAUGUCUACGAGAACAAGAAAUAUUUGUACCUGGUUCUAGAGCACGUCUCUGGAGGUGAGCUGUUUGACUACCUGGUAAAGAAGGGGAGACUGACACCCAAGGAGGCCCGGAAGUUCUUCCGCCAGAUAGUAUCGGCGCUGGACUUCUGCCAUAGCUACUCCAUCUGCCACAGAGACCUGAAGCCCGAGAACCUGCUUUUGGAUGAGAAAAACAACAUCCGCAUCGCGGACUUUGGCAUGGCGUCCCUGCAGGUGGGGGACAGCCUCCUGGAGACCAGCUGUGGGUCCCCCCACUAUGCGUGUCCGGAGGUGAUUAAGGGGGAGAAGUAUGACGGCCGCCGAGCGGACAUGUGGAGCUGUGGAGUCAUUCUCUUUGCCCUGCUUGUGGGGGCUCUGCCCUUUGAUGACGACAAUCUCCGCCAGCUGCUGGAGAAGGUGAAAAGGGGCGUCUUCCACAUGCCCCACUUCAUUCCUCCAGACUGCCAGAGCCUCCUGAGAGGGAUGAUCGAAGUGGAGCCUGAGAAAAGGCUCAGUGACGUGGGAAUCCAGGCCCCCUACCUCUCUCCUCAUACUAGGACUCAGGAAUCCGUGCCCCCAGCCCCUGCACCCCCAGGGACCCCGUACCCUGCAUCUUGCGUCGGUCCCAGCCGUCGGUUCAAGCGAGUUGUGGAGACCAUCCAGGCACAGCUGCUGAGUACUCACGACCAGCCCUCCGUGCAGGCCCUGGCAGACGAGAAGAACGGGGCCCAGACUCGGCCUGCUGGUACCUCACCCAGAAGCCUGCAGCCCCCGCCUGGCCGCCCAGACCCAGAGCUGAGCGGUUCUCCCCGCCGAGGCCCCGCUAAGGACAAGAAGCUCCUGGCCACCAACGGGACUCCUCUGCCCUGA